CAAUGAUUACAUGCAAGGUUUGUUACUGGAUGAAUGUGACCUUCAUGUGUAUGAUCAUCAAUCUAACACUUUUACUCCUGAAUUAGUUGAAUGUGCGAUGAACUUAACCAAUUUAAAAGUGGCUACGCACAAUGUUGGACCUGUUAUCAGAGAAGUCUCUUCAUUAUGUGGGAAGAUACCCAACCGUCUCCCAUCUCGCACAACUGUAGAUAAUAUGGUUGACAGAAAAGUUUCCCUGUCACAAAAGCAACUUGGAACUGUUCUUUCUGCAAAAGAAGAAACAACAUUAUAUACAGAUGAGACUAGAAAACAUGGACACACCUAUCAAAGCUAUUUGAUUACAGACAAAGACAAAAAUUCGUAUCUGCUUGGUCUUCGGGAAAUGGAAAACAAAAGUGGGCAGUGUACUCUAGACACAAUGAAAGAAAUACUGAAAGAUAUUUCAGACUAUUGUUCACAUUCAGAGGACAAAGAAGCAGAUUGUGAACCUGGACAAACAGUAGGAUAUCAUAUAUUGAAGAAUGUAUGUAAUACUAUGUCUGACCGUGCCAGUACAGAAAAACACUUCAAUGUCUUGCUGCAAGAAUAUAGGAAUAAGAUUUUACCUGAUGUUGUUUACAACUAUACAAAUUUAACAACACAAGAAAAAGAACUGUGUGGCCAGAUGAAUAACUUUUUCUGUGGUCUACACCUGUUAGUUGGCAUAGCAGAUGUGUCUGAAGCAUCAUUAAAAAAGUUUGAAACAGCAUAUCUUGAUGGAAAACUGAUAGGAUCAGCACAAAAGCCUGAACUUCAGCGAUACCACAAGUCAGAGAGUGGUACUUUGCGACUUUUGCGCACAUGCAGCAAAGCCUUUGCGAUGGGAGAGGAUGAAAAAAAUGGUGUGUUUUUGCCAUGGAAAACUUAUCUUGGAAGCAAAGGAGAGAAGAAAAACCAUAUUCUGAGGUUCAAACAUAAUCGCUUCAACAUGGUAUUCCUAAUUGGGCAAGCAGUUUACUACCACUCACAAGACAUUCAGGAAUUUCUAGGUAAUGUUCAUGGAACGUCAAAUGAUCUUCUGAAAGCUGUUUUGCUUGAUGCAAAAGAAACCCUGUUUUUAGCUGGUGCCAAGGUUCUUGGCCUCGUUUCCAAGUUCAUAACAGCCCCACUGUGGCGCUUGAUUGAAGCACCUGGACACAUCCUGGACAUGAAUAUGCACUUUGAAACUUUGGUUGACUUUCUCGAAAAAACUUCAACCGAUACAGUUUUGGCACAGGAAUUUCUUAAAGGGCAGAGUACACCAUUCAACUCGGAGGUAGAUAGUUCAGAUGCUGUACUGGCAAAACUUUUGGCUCCAGAUGAACUUGAAACAAUAGCACUGCCUCUAGUACAGAGCAUGUGUGUCGCAAUGAAGGAGUUGUUGAAGAGAAUGGUUUCUGAGCAUCUUCCAGGAGGGAAAUUUUGGAAUGUCUCUUCUGCAACAAGAUCAGCUGCUGAAUCAGCAUUAAAACACAACAAAUCACCAGAAUUUAUAUUUGGACAAUUAGACCAUCUCAUUUCAUACCGGCCUAAUGCAUCAGUUCUGGCGAAUGAAGCAUAUCUUUUGUAUUCAUACAACAAAACUAGUGAUUGGUUACACAAUCUUCCGGACGAUGAAAAGAAGAGGGUAAUAGAAAGUUCUAGGAAAGAAGGAAGGGAGUUGCGACAGAAAUUUAAAGAACGAUUAAAAGAGAUUGAGCAAAAAAGGUUAGAUGCCCAGAAGCGGAAACAACUGGAAUUAAAAAGACUUGAGCAGCAAAGGAUUCUGAAAGCUGAAAAUCUCACAAAUGAUGUUUGCUUUUAUGGACUCUGGCAAAGUGUUAGCCAGAUUGAAGAAGGACUUUCAAGAUUGAAAGGUGACAAAGGAGAAAUGCUUAAGGCAUUAUAUUCCCAGUUAAAAUUUCGGAGAUAUGUUUUAAAACAAAGGCAUUCCGACUCCAAAGUUUUUAAUAUGUCUAGGAAAAAGGCUGAUGGUAAAUAUGAGAAACUGUCUGUGGCCGAACUGAAAGCCAAUGUUACUGAACUUAUUAAGAGUGCUGCAACUGUGACAACAGAUGAGAGGCAAACGAGCGACAUACCAUUAUUGGUCGGCAAGACAAUAGAUCAUGUUUUUGUUGACAACACCUACAGAGGCGUGGUCGUGAGUGUAGUGCCUGGUUUCCCAAUGUGGUACAAUGUUAAGUACACCAAUGAUGAGGCAAUUUAUGCAUACAACUUAAUUGAAGAUUACAGAAAUGGUGAUGUGAGGAUUGUGGUUUCAUCUCAUUCCAAGUAAUUCCAGAGUGUUCAAACUAGAACUGUUUAAGUUUACUGUGUGACUGUAUAUUUGAUUGAUUGAAACUGUAGAUAUUUUUUAGAAAUGGACAUUGGUUGUAAAAAAGACAAAGACAAGAUUUUUUAUGUGUAAGGCUUCAGUUAGUUGUGUUCUGAGUUUUAUAUUUUUGUUCAAAUUUGACUGCAUGAUUUUAUCAAAUUACAACAUCACUGCAUGUAUUGUCUGUUUCAAUUACAGUUGAAUCUCGUUAUCUC
Molecule: messenger RNA, 2547 nt
Organism: Pecten maximus
Lineage: Eukaryota; Metazoa; Mollusca; Bivalvia; Pectinida; Pectinidae
Exons: 1
Coding region: 11-2293 (760 amino acids)
Biological process (GO): gamete generation
Molecular function (GO): 3'-5'-RNA exonuclease activity
Source: RefSeq, a predicted model, not a curated record